This is a messenger RNA of Pseudophryne corroboree (corroboree frog), 726 nucleotides long. Its product is annotated as paraneoplastic antigen Ma1 homolog. The transcript has a single exon. The coding region runs from base 1 to 726 and encodes 241 amino acids. Lineage: Eukaryota; Metazoa; Chordata; Amphibia; Anura; Myobatrachidae. The record is from RefSeq and is a predicted model, not a curated record.
AUGGAGAGAUUUACUGAGGAAGACAUAAGUGAUUGGUGUUGUAGGAAAGGGAAAGAUCCCAAGAAGUGUUUAAGUCUAGGGGGAAAUUUUAUAGAGUUUUCUGAUGAAGAAAUCAUAGAGACAUUGACAAAGCUAUAUGGAGUAUUUAGAACCAAAAUCGUCGACAAGUGGAUUGGAGGAUUGGGAAGAACUGCGGCUGUAUUGAUAGAAACAGAUAGAGAGUUGGACGCAGAAGUGAUACCAUCAGUAGUGGUAGCUAGUGAAGAGACUGGAAGGAGAUGGAGUGUCAUGUGGCCUAAUACGCAAGAUAAGGAAGCUACUAGUGCGCCUGUAUCAGCUGCUAUCGGCCCUCCACUGAGCAACGCUAGUAGAGGUGAAGAGAGUGGUGAAGGGGGAGAUGCUCAUAAUAGUAAUGCUAAUACGAAUGAAACCAACCAGUUUGAAGCUGUCAUGGAUAGAGUAGUAACCCAACUGGAGAGGUGGCAUUACGAAGGAAGUUACCGACGGUUACGGAUAUUUUCUGGCAUUACCCCAGUGCCAGUAGGAGAAGAAACAUAUGAGGCUUGGAAAGAAGCUGCGGUGCAACAAACAGAAGAGUGGCAGUGCCCGGAUCGCAUCAAAAGACAACGGGUAGUAGAAAGCCUGAGGGGACCUGCAAUGGGAAUUAUACAAGCCGCCAGGCGUAGCAAUCCCAAUGCCACCUUAGAUACCUACUUUGAGUCAUAA